AAUUUUUGGGUGCUCACUUUACAUUGAAAAGCACUGUAAAAAAGGCUAUCGUAUUUGUAAUUUGUAGUUAUACAAAAAUGUACUGGUGAAAAAAUAAAGAAAAUAAGCCCCACAAGAGCUUAAACUAAUACAUUUGGUGAAAAUUAAUAUCAGAUGAUUAAAAGUUCUAUGCAUUAGCAAACACUUUCCCCAGCAAUAGGAACAGUACAAAGCAGUUGGGAAUAGUUUGCGUUUGUUGCGGCCAUAUUUGUGAGCUCCGAAUUUAGCUUGAGAGUUUGCUUCAAGGGGAGUGCAUCUAGUAGAAUCCUUCAUUGUACAAUCUGCGCAUGCCAAGCGGUCUAAUUUUAUUGGAUCGAAGGACUUUACCCUGUUAAGGAGUUAAAAGGCUCUGGUUGCAGAAUAGUGGAAGUGGCUUUUUUUUUAUAACAAGGCACCCAGAGCAAGCGCCGCCGCUUUUCAUUUGUUGCAAGCAUAAAGGAUCCUAAAGAGAUGGAUGAACAAGAGGAAGUUCAACAAAAUAUGAUAUCGAAUUUACCAUUAUUGUUCGCUAAUGGCUAUCCAACAUCAUUGGAAAAAAUAACAGAGUCACAACUUGAAAAAUUCAUACCAUUUAUGGUACGUUGUUCGCUUGGUCACAUAAACUUUCAGGAAAAAACAGACUGCAGCGAACCGGAGUGGUGGCCUGAAGAUUUUCCAUUCACCAUACCAUUUACGAAGCCGAAAAAAUUUACUGGCAAUUGGGCGCAAAAAAUGAAGGAAAUAAUUAUAAUAUGCUAUCAAUUUCAUAGAAGCGUUUUUCUGCUUCGCUUCUGCAACGAUUUAGCAGCCUAUGAGCAUGCGAGUCUGCGCUUUAUAAACAACUACAAUUCGACAACAUCACUCUUUGAACGACGUAGCAAUAAAUUGUUGGUGACAUUUAGAAAUGAAAAUAUGUCAUAUGAUCAACCGCAACGCAGUCGGAAAUGUUUGAUGCGUCAAAAGUCAAAAAGUGGCAAUCAAGAGAGAUCGGAUGCCGAACAAAUAAUGGUCGAACCAGCACCAUUCGAUAUUUAUUUAUGCGACAAUUGCGAUGCUGAACUGUAUUCGAAAGAAGCUAUUUCGGAACAUGAAAAGACUUGCAACGUGGAGGACGACGAUGACGAUGUCAUUUUAUGUGAUACACCUGAACCUAGCGAAAACACUGUGCAGUCGACAGAUUCGAAACGAAAUACAGAAGACAAUGAGCUACGUAAUGGAUUCCUACUUAAUUUUAACCUGCAAUGCCGUGACGAUAACAAAAAUGGUAAAGUUCCAAGCAAGAAUGAAGCGUUAGGUGCGUCAAAGGAAACUAAAGACGAGAAAAGCGGAUUCAUGAUUAUUGAUAAAAACAAACGUAUGCCACGACGAAAUCGUGCUGUACAUUCGUUAGCACGUUGUGCCACAAUACCGUUGUCAUCGCCUGCCGGACAACUACUAUUGCGUACUACAAAAACUGCCAUGACACCAGAAUAUUUAUCGGAGCGACUUGAACGCGUAGAGCGUUUCUGUUUUGCGCCCUUACUCUCAAAAUCCCAAACGAAACCGAAAUAUUUUGAGAAAAAGCACACAUUCACCAAUACACAUUGUACAUUUAAAAAGCCACAAGACUAUAGUUCGCAUGUCUAUGUAUUUCCACGUCGGCAAUUCUCACAACGAAGACGUACUGAAAGUUUUCUAUUCUUAAAUUCUUCACUAAUAAGACGCUGCCGUCCAAUUUCGGUGCGGCUAAAGAAAAUUACCGAUAACGAGGUGAAAACCCGACGCUCAUUACCAAAUACAAAAUUAAAUAUCAAACUAACACGUGAUGCUACACGACGUUCCAAUUGGAAAAUCUCGUCACCAUCAACCGAAAUCAUAGUGGAUACAAUAGAUUUGUGUUCAUCGGAUGAGGAAGAAUGUCGUAUUAGGAGUAGCGGCGAUUGUAUUAGUAGUAAUGAUAGUAGGAAAACACAUGUUCUACAAAGAUAUAGCGAACCUGGCCCUAGCAUUGAAAUAACACGCCAAACGCUAGCAACAUUCACCAGCAAUAAUAUCGCCACCAAAACCGCCGCAAAAAGUGCACUAACAAUUACUAGUGGCAAUGGUAAAAAGUUAAGUCUCAAAGAAAUUUCAUUAUUUCCCAUACGCAAAUCGACGCGUACCAAUGGACCGGCUAAAGGACCAGAUAAGCCCCCAAUACGCGCUACAGCAAUUGCCAGCACACGUUUAUCUUUGACACACACCUCAAAUCUAGCUGUGAAUAGUUCCUCAGCGGCAGCCACAACCCAAGCGCUAACCGCACCGGCCAUCAGCGAUGAGAGUAAAAAAUCUUCCACUAUCGACAUAAAUGCACUACUAAAUCCAAUACCUACUGCAAUAUUCGCCACCUCAACGGAUAAUAGUAUUUCAUUACCAAAACCAUUGCAACCGUCAGUUUAUAUAUUUUCAAAUUAUGCCGCUAACGCAUUGACCUCAACAGUGCCAACAACAAAUAAUGAUAUUACAACAACGAACGCUGGUAAUACAUUUAGAAACCAAAAUCAGGAAAAUCAUGCACAAAAUGGCACCACCACAGCUGCAGGGCUUGUUGUCAAACAUCAAAUAACCAAUAAUAGUGCAACACCAACACUAACACCCGACUGGUAUCCCGAAUUGAAUGCGUUAGCGACAAGCACCAAUACAAAUUUAAGCAAUACGAAACAAACACACCUGGCGGAACGCGAACGUGCGCGUAGCCUGUCUUUAGUUUCGCCAAGUCGUGUUAUAUCAAUUGAUCUGACCUCUUAAUUUUGUAUGCUAAUAAGUAACUUUUUAUUGCUAUUAUUACAAUAAUUAAUAUGAUUACUAUACAUUUAUACAAAAGCUAGUUUAAAUUUAUCUAUCGCUCACAUUAAAAUUAUUAUCAAAAGAGUGUUUUAAGACCUAAUCACACACACACACUUUGAUAGUUUGUAUAGUAUGUACGUACAUAAGGCUAUAUUGUUGAAAUGUACCUUGUACUACAUGCUUGUAUAUUAGAGUGUCCGUUAUUUUCAAAUUGAUUUUUGUGUGUUGCAAGCGCCCGCUGAUGUUUCGAAGUUCGUGAACAAACGCUUUAUUUUAAAUUUAAAUCAUUUAUUUUUCCUUGUACGGACUUAUGGUUUUUUGAUAUGUUGCAUAAUCCUUGAAACAAUUUUGUUCUAGCACAAAAUUUCCGCCCUACAAAAGAGGUAUUAAUGAUUAUUUUCAUAAAAGUACUCCGUCAAAUGCACAGCGACUCAGAAGCAGUAACAAAGCAUUCAUAUGGUACACCAUGUGGUAUGAGCAACACAGCGUUUACAUAUAAGGCACUAGUGUGAAUGCACAGCACAUUUGAAGCAUUACUUUAACUGCGUAUAACUUUUAAGAGAGGGGAUUUUCUAUUCGAAUAUGCACUUAUCAAAGUUGUAGGUUAAUUCGGUUCAGACAUAAAAACAUUUUCAAAGCAUUAAAAGUUACCAUGUGAAGUAUACGGUAAAAGUAAAACGAUUAAAACACGGUUUAAAUCGGAAAUAAAGAAGAGCUCGUUUGCCUUAAAUCCUUUCUUAGGACAAAAAUCAACACUUCAGGGUUGUUUGCAAAAACCAAAAUCAACUUCGGAAAUAAUGAACACUUUAUUGUGCUUAUAUAAAACGAAAACUAACUAAGUUUAGUAGCAAACACACAAGAAACAAAAAAAGCCAACACCAUUGUACUUUUGCUUAAAACCCAUUUAUUUAUUUUUAGUUUAUUAUUUAUUAAUCAAUAGCGUUAAAGCAUAGUAAAAAUAUUUAAAUAACUUAAAAGACUCGACAGGCUCGGAGAAGUGUAGAAACGAUUUUCUGGUUGUAAAAAAAUUAGUUCAUUUUUUUUUUUUAAUUAAAACACUAGUAAUGUAAGAAUGCGUCAGUUUUUAUGUUGUUUUUAGUGCUUUCUGGUGUUAACAAAUGUACAAAAAAUUUGCAUUGAUCUCGAUUGAUUGAAUUUAUUUUUUUUUAUGAAAUCAUUGUUAUAUGGUAGGGUCGUUAACGAAAAUUGUGCUAGAUUUUUUUUUUUUUUAAUAUAAUGUUGGAAAUAAACCAAGUUAAGCAAUAUGUAGGUAUUCAACUGCGACCUUGUCUUAUCAAUACAUUUAAAAAAAAAAAUGUUACAAUACAUUUUUGAGAAAAAAAAUGUUACAAUACAUUUUUGAGGAAAAAUAUAACAAUGCAUUUUGAGAAAAAAAUAUAUGAGACAUAUUUUCUAAAUUUUCGCUACGAACCUUCUUUCUCUUUUUUUUUUUUUGUGUUAUUUUUGCUUAUAUUUUAGUAAGCUGUUCGAAAGCUGCAUAGAACCAAAACUUCACUAAAGCAUCUAUAAUAUGUAGUGGCCUUAUCCGCUCAAUCAGUUGUUUACGCAACACAUGCAUUUCAGCCAAAUAAAAUUUAUCAAUUGAUGCACCUGGCAGUAAAGUUGCAUUUGUGGAAAACUUGAAAAUACCAAAAACAACAUGAAAUCUUAACGUUCAUAUUUUUCUAGCACACUAUUGCAUUAGUUUCGCUCUCCAUUGUAAUAAUUAAAAUUACUACUAUAAUAGCUAUUAAAAAAUUAUUUUAUACUAUUCUGGAAUUGUUGAUAGGUUUAAUGUACCUAAUGUAAAUAUGUACAUACAUAUAUAAUAAUAGUUUUUCUAAAGCAAAAAAUAAACUCAUAUGAUAGCAAUAUAAAAACAAAUUUAUCGCCAAAUAAUCGUAACUCCUUUUACAGCCAUGAAAAUUAGGGUAAAGCUCAAAUUCUAUAUGAAAUUAAUUGAAAUUCAGGCAUAAUCCUUCAAAUGACACUCAAAUUUACGUUGUACUCGCAAAUAGUCACACGCACAUUCGCGUCGGCAUGUAAUAAAGAAAUUACGAUUUUUUUAUAUGUAUAUUAUAUUUUGUCUCAAUAAUGUAUACUUUUUCCCCAAAAAAUUGUUUUUUUUAAGUUUUUUUAAUUUUUUUUUUCUUUUUCAAAGGUUUUUAUGCUUUUUUUUACCUGUAUCAAACCUUUAUUUUUAAUUUUUUCUUUUCAAAACUUUUUUUUACCUUUUUCUUUUUCAAAAUUUUUCAUUCUUGAAAAUUUUUUUAUUUUAUUUUUAAUUAUUCUUUUUUAAUUUUUUUUAUAUUAUAUCCAAUUUUUUUACUUUUUUCAAAGCUUUUUUUUAUUUUUUUCGUUUUCAAAAAACGUUUUAUUGCAUAAUUAAUGCAUUUGUUUGUAACAAUUUUAUUAAGCUAUUUUAUGCUUUUGAUUAGAUCUUUUAAUUAGUUUUUUAUCAACAACAUUUGCCGGUAUUCAAUCGGCAACUUUAGAGCCUAAAAGUAAUUUGGAAAAUAUUUAUAUUACAAAUAAAACUGAAAACAAUUUUCCAAAAAAAAAACGUGAAAUUGACUUAUAAAAUAAAUUUUUUAGUUUCUUAAAAACUCAUAAACGUUUACUCAGUGUGAAAAUUGUACGCUCGCACAUUGCGAGAAGAUGUGUGUAAAGUAGUAAUUAGUUUAUUUAAUAACUUAUUUAGAGCUUAUGCAAUUCAAUUAUAAAUUAGUUAAAAAUAUAUAAAUUUUUGGCGAUUUUGAAGUAAGCAUGCGCGACUACAAUGUGUAAAAUCGCUACUGCCCUUCUCAUUCCCUUAGAAAAUUUGUAUUCUUUAUUUUAUUGCAUCAGUACCUUGCUACACACGCGUGUAUAGUAGUUACUUAUUAUCAGACAUUUAAGUUGGGAGCUAUUUAAUUACAUUUUAAAUGAUAAUAUGUUGAUAGACUUUAUAAUACUUAUGCAUACAUAUAAUUUUUGCAGCAAGAUGGCAAUAUCUAUAAAUUAUUUUAAAUUGUUAAAACCGUUGCACUUAAUAUCUUCUGAGCACUGUUUACAUUGUCUUUGUUAUAUUUUGUCCAUAAAGGGUGUGUGAAUAGGCCUUUAUGCUUAACAUUAAAUUAUUAUUAUAGAGUUUUUAGUUUAAUAUAUAAUUUUUAUUUAUUUAUUACUAAUUGUUUCAGUAAUAAAAUUGAAGUAUAGUAAAAGAAAAUCGGUUACAAAUCCUCAAGUUCAUUUCAAACAAACCGAACAUUAAUGGCGUUUUGAAAAAAUUGAAAUGACAUUGCUGUUCGUAUGAAAUUAUAAUAUUAGAAAAUACGUUUUCAAUUACUUUUUCUUUUAAAAAUUUUUCUUUUUACUACAAAUGCUAUGUACCCAAAUGUGUAGGUAUAAAUGAUAUAUAUACAUAAGUAAAAUUUAUGAAUGUAAUGCACUACAACAUAACUUUUAAGAAAUAUACUUUAUUUUCGAAAUAGUUUAUAAUAUAGUAAACUAAUUUACAUUAUGAAAAUGAUGAAAAUAUAAUUAUCAAAAAAGCUCAUAGUGCAUAUGAGUGAAAUUUAAAUUGAUUUACGUUUUCAAAUUUUGAAUUUGAAUCGUUAAUUUGUGAAAUACUAAAUAAAUAUGUUUUUAUAGCUAUGACUAAGAAAUAUUUAGUGGUAAAAUGCCUGUAUAAAGUGGAAACUAAAUAAAGUGCGUACUGAUGAUUCUUUAAACUAA
This is a messenger RNA of Bactrocera neohumeralis, 6540 nucleotides long. RefSeq lists its product as uncharacterized. The record is from RefSeq and is a predicted model, not a curated record. Gene Ontology annotation, molecular function: DNA-binding transcription factor activity, RNA polymerase II-specific; RNA polymerase II cis-regulatory region sequence-specific DNA binding. The transcript has 5 exons. Gene Ontology annotation, biological process: regulation of transcription by RNA polymerase II. NCBI's taxonomy places the organism in Eukaryota, Metazoa, Arthropoda, Insecta, Diptera, Tephritidae. Bases 490 to 2784 code for a protein of 764 amino acids. Gene Ontology annotation, cellular component: nucleus.